This is a messenger RNA of Gossypium raimondii (Peruvian cotton), 1029 nucleotides long. RefSeq names its product high mobility group B protein 7. The transcript has 7 exons. Lineage: Eukaryota; Viridiplantae; Streptophyta; Magnoliopsida; Malvales; Malvaceae. Bases 74 to 658 code for a protein of 194 amino acids. The record is from RefSeq and is a predicted model, not a curated record.
UAUUUUAACUUAUUUAUGUGAAAAAAGUGGAGGAAGUUGCAGAGUGUUUUUUUUUUUUUGAAGUGGAGCUUCAAUGGCGAAUCACCCAAGGGCUCGCAAAAGAGUCCAUGCUACAAUCCCCCGCCGUUCACCCAAUGGCAGUGCCUUCCAGAAGUGUGAUAUUUGUGGUGACAUGGUGGCGAUUGCUUUGGCUGAUAUGCACGAAUGUGGGCCUAAAAAGAAAGAGUUGAAGAAGUUUAAGGGCAUUUCUGGAACUCAAAAUGCUGUCAAACCAAUGGUUCGUUUGCAACCCAGAUCGGCUUUUAAUAUUUUCUGGGAAAGCUUUAUGGAAGCCAACAAGAAUGGAAAUUUGGUUGAUGUUGAUCGGAAGGUGUUCGAAACUUGGAAAAACAUGAGCGAGGAGGAGAGGAAACCAUAUGUUACUCAAGCUGGAAAGUUGAACUCAGCCUACAUGAAGGAUAUGACUGAAGCGGAUAAAAAUAUUGUAAAGGUGGAUGAUGAGGCUGAUUCAGCAAUGGUUGGGAAAUUUGAUCAGUUCUAUGAAGAUUAUGGGUACUAUGAAACAUCUGAUGAUGAUGGUGAACCAUACCACUCUGGAGGAUUCGAGAGCUUAAACACAACUGAACGCAGGGAAACUGCUAUCGAGGGCGGAACUUGAAGAUGUUCUGGUUUUUGUUGAACCCUUUUUUGUUUCAUGUCAAUGGGACCUUAUCCAACUGGCAAUGGUGGAAAAAAAAGUUUGCCAUUUUGAUUCAUUUGUUAAGGCAAGUCAUUUGGCUAUUGUAAAGUAGUUAUAGGGGUUUUAGCCUUCGAAGCAGAUUGGUAUUUGUUUUGUUACUUGGCAGUGGCAGUGGCAGUGGCAAUGGCAAUGGCAAUGGGGGUUUCACAGGUGAGUGGCAAGGGCUAUAGAGGAAGCAUCUUUUUGUCUAUAUUUUUUUAGUUCUAUGUAGUUUGGUUGAUGGAAUGAAUAGGUGAUAUGUUGGGUUGGAUAAAAUAAUCUAUAUUUUAUCGAAGUUAUGUUUGUUUUUA